AUGCAUAUAUAUCGCCCCAUAUGCGCAGGUAGUCGCACAAUGUCUCAGACCACUGAGACAGUCUCACUUUCUCUCCUUGGCUGUCGCUACACUUUCAACAUGAACACGAGUACGAGGGGAAGUACUAGGACUAUUUGGGAGUCCUUCCUUCUGUGUUUACCGGGUUUUUCUGGGACCUUCUGGACUGGGUUUGAGUUGAAGAUUGGAUGUGUCGGGGAAGAAGUUAGGGUCCUUGGCCUUUCUCUCCAGCUGUUCUCGCAUCCUAAUUACCUCCUUCCCGUGAUGAUUUGA
Molecule: messenger RNA, 291 nt
Organism: Morchella importuna
Lineage: Eukaryota; Fungi; Ascomycota; Pezizomycetes; Pezizales; Morchellaceae
Exons: 4
Coding region: 1-291 (96 amino acids)
Source: RefSeq, a predicted model, not a curated record